AAGUCCAAAUCCACCUAGCCAAACGCACCUCUACAAAUCCUACUUCUGCUUGCAAAAGGAAAGAAACUAAAGACUUCCAAAAAGACUCAAACUGACUAUUAACGGUCCGAAAAACCGCCAAAGAAUGAGUUGCAACAGGUAUGGCACCUCAUACCUCUCGCCACCUUUUCCCGAUCAGAUUCUUCUUCAAUUUUCCGUCAAAAUCUCCAUUCAAAACCUUGCCCAUAUGUCCAUUUUCAUCGUACCAAGCAACACCCACCAAGAAGAAAACAUUUUCCCAUAUUUUCCAAGAAUGCUCGGAUCGAAAAGCGCUGUAUCCUGGCAAACAAGCCCAUUCUCGCAUGAUCUUAACUGGGUUUAAACCGACGGUCUUUGUUACGAAUUGUUUGAUCCAAAUGUACAUUAAAUGUUCCGAUUUGGAAUUUGCUUUCAAGGUGUUUGAUGGAAUGCCUCAACGGGACACGGUUUCUUGGAAUGCAAUGCUUUUUGGUUAUGCGGGGCGUGGAGAAAUAGGAGUUGCGCAAAAGUUGUUUGACGCAAUGCCUGAACGGGAUGUGGUGUCGUGGAACUCUUUGAUUUCAGGCUACUUGCACAAUGGUGAUCAUCGAAAGGUGAUUGAUGUUUUUUUACAGAUGGGAAGAAUGGGUACAGUGUUUGACCGUACUACUUUUGCUGUUGUGCUGAAAUCUUGUUCCUCUUUGGAAGACCAUGGUGGGGGGAUCCAAAUUCAUGGACUUGCAGUUAAAAUGGGUUUUGAUUGGGACGUGGUUACUGGAAGUGCUUUACUAGAUAUGUAUGCAAAAUGUAAGAAAUUAGAUUGUUCAAUUCAGUUUUUUCAUAGUAUGCCUGAAAAGAACUGGGUUUCUUGGAGUGCCAUAAUUGCAGGUUGUGUUCAGAAUGAUGACCUCAGGGGUGGUUUAGAAUUGUUCAAGGAGAUGCAGAAAGCAGGAGUUGGGGUGAGCCAAUCUACUUUUGCUAGUGUGUUCAGGUCUUGUGCAGGUUUAUCUGCACUAAGAUUAGGCUCUCAGUUGCAUGGUCAUGCAUUAAAGACUGAUUUUGGGACUGAUGUCGUAAUAGGAACUGCCACUCUGGAUAUGUACAUGAAGUGUAACAAUUUGUCAGAUGCUCAAAAGCUAUUUAAUUCUUUGCCGAAUCAUAACUUGCAAUCUUAUAAUGCCAUUAUUGUUGGGUACGCUCGAAGUGACAAAGGUAUUGAAGCUUUAGGGAUGUUUCGGCUUUUGCAAAAGUCAGGUCUUGGGUUAGAUGAAGUUAGUCUAUCUGGUGCUUUUAGGGCUUGUGCAGUUAUUAAAGGGGAUCUAGAGGGGCGUCAAGUACAUGGAUUAUCAAUAAAGAGUUUGUGCCAAUCAAAUAUUUGUGUGGCAAAUGCCAUCUUGGACAUGUAUGGUAAAUGCGGAGCUCUGGUUGAAGCUUGUCUUGUGUUUGAGGAAAUGGUCAGCAGAGAUGCUGUCUCUUGGAAUGCAAUCAUUGCAGCUCAUGAGCAGAAUGGAAAUGAAGAAAAAACACUUUCCCUAUUUGUUUGGAUGCUCCAAUCGGGGAUGGAACCUGAUGAGUUCACUUAUGGUAGUGUUUUAAAAGCUUGUGCAGGUUGGCAAGCUCUGAACUGUGGCAUGGAGAUCCACAACAGGAUUAUAAAAUCCAGGAUGGGAUUGGACAGUUUUGUGGGAAUUGCUCUUAUUGAUAUGUACAGCAAGUGUGGAAUGAUGGAAGAGGCAGAGAAGCUCCAUGACAGGUUAGCGGAACAAACAGUGGUUUCAUGGAAUGCCAUUAUUUCUGGGUUCUCCUUGCAGAAACAAAGUGAGGAAGCUCAGAAAACUUUUUCUAAAAUGUUGGAAAUGGGUGUGGAUCCUGAUAACUUCACUUAUGCCACAAUUCUUGAUACCUGUGCCAAUCUGGUCACUGUUGAACUUGGCAAGCAGAUUCAUGCUCAAAUCAUCAAGAAAGAAUUGCAAUCAGAUGCUUAUUUAUCGAGCACUCUAGUUGAUAUGUAUUCUAAGUGUGGAAACAUGCAAGAUUCCCAAUUAAUAUUUGAGAAAGCACCUAACCGUGAUUUUGUGACAUGGAAUGCCAUGGUCUGCGGCUAUGCUCAGCAUGGUCUUGGAGAAGAGGCUCUUAAAAUAUUUGAGUAUAUGCAACUUGAGAAUGUAAAACCAAAUCAUGCAACAUUCCUUGCAGUUCUCCGAGCUUGUGGGCAUAUGGGGCUUCUUGAGAAAGGUUUGCAUUAUUUCCAGUCAAUGCUUAGUGACUAUGGAUUAGAUCCUCAGUUGGAGCACUAUUCUUGUGUAGUGGAUAUAAUGGGGAGGUCAGGCCAAGUUAGCAAAGCUUUGGAGCUUAUUGAAGGGAUGCCUUUUGAGGCCGAUGCUGUUAUUUGGAGAACUCUGCUUAGCAUUUGCAAGAUCCAUGGAAAUGUAGAGGUGGCAGAAAAGGCAGCCUAUUCUAUUUUGCAACUGGAACCUGAAGAUUCUGCUGCUUAUGUUCUUCUAUCAAAUAUUUAUGCUAAUGCUGGGAUGUGGAACGAAGUUACGAAGUUGAGGAAGAUGAUGAGAUUUAAUGGGCUAAAAAAGGAGCCGGGAUGCAGCUGGAUUGAGAUAAAGAGCGAGGUACAUGCUUUCCUUGUUGGUGAUAAGGCUCACCCAAGAAGCAAAGAGAUAUAUGAGAACCUGGAUGUGUUGACAGAUGAGAUGAAAUGGGUUGGGUAUAUGCCUGAUACUGAUUUUAUUCUUAAUGAUGAUGAAUUGCGCUGUGUAAAUGGCUGAUACAAUUUUCUCUUAAAGAUGGAGAAGAGGAACAACAUGAGCAACAGCAGAAUUUCACAUCCUGCUUGGGGAUUUAGUUUCUUUGCCACCAGAGAAUGUAUCAGGAAGCAAAUGGCACUGUGACUUUGGCGAGAAUUUUGGAUAUUUCAAGAAAACAGAGUGUGGAAACGCAGUAAUCAUUCGGAAAUUUGAAGUUCCUGAAUUCUGGAUAUUUCAAGCCAAUGAUUUGUUGUGUGGUAGAGAAGAAAUCACUCUAUAAGCUUGACAAACUAUUGCUGGAGAAAUCCAUCAAAAUUUCCAGAGCAGGAAUGAUAAAAGGAACCAAGCCACGGAUACAAUGGCCACAGAUUGUAAAUGAGGAGAGCUGCUGGAGAAUGGAGUAGGAAUAAGAAUGAAUAACGAAGAUUAAGAUCAUCAAGCAUAAGAAAAGAAAGCAGCGAAGAGUCAGUUUUGCUUCCACACCAUUCAGUUAUUCCUGUUCCUCACUAACAUGUGGUAGUGAGUAGUGAGUUGAUUUUGAUGAAGGAUUUAUCACAUCACUUGAAUUGAUUUGUACUUUACAAACGAAGCUCUGCAAAACCAAUUACUGAUUUGUUAUGUCAAUGAAGUUGUGAAUCAUUAA
Molecule: messenger RNA, 3396 nt
Organism: Vitis riparia (riverbank grape)
Lineage: Eukaryota; Viridiplantae; Streptophyta; Magnoliopsida; Vitales; Vitaceae
Product: pentatricopeptide repeat-containing protein At3g02330, mitochondrial
Exons: 1
Coding region: 141-2774 (877 amino acids)
Biological process (GO): RNA modification
Molecular function (GO): protein binding; RNA binding
Source: RefSeq, a predicted model, not a curated record